This is a messenger RNA of Neurospora tetraspora, 1239 nucleotides long. Its product is annotated as peptidyl-tRNA hydrolase PTH2-domain-containing protein. Lineage: Eukaryota; Fungi; Ascomycota; Sordariomycetes; Sordariales; Sordariaceae. Bases 59 to 1036 code for a protein of 325 amino acids. Gene Ontology annotation, cellular component: mitochondrion; cytosol. The record is from RefSeq and is a predicted model, not a curated record. Gene Ontology annotation, molecular function: peptidyl-tRNA hydrolase activity. The transcript is spliced from 2 exons.
UCUGAUUUUCCACUCGGGCACUUUCCGCUCGCUUCUUUCUGCUGGUCUGGCAGAACCCAUGCACGUCAUCCCCCUUCUUCCAAUUCGAACAGCAGCACUCCGAGUCCGUCUAGAUUUUCGUCCAAGAAAAGGAGCUCUCACUCUCCGACCACAUUCCGUCAGUGUCAGAACGACCGCUACAACUACUACCACCAUACCAAACUCCCGACCGCGAGUAGUACAUCAAGCACCGCCGCCGUAUUGCUCUUCCUCCCCCAUAAACCAUCAUCGCCGACCCUUUACCACCGAAACAACAACCACCACCGCCCUUUUGGUCACAAUGUCCGACGUCCAAGCCGCCAUGCCCUCCAUGGUCGUCCUCUCGACCUCCAUGAUCUCGCUCAUAACCGGCUUCGUGCUCGGCGUCUACGCCAUCCGCGGCUACCUGAUCCCCCCCGAGAUGAAGGAGGAGCGGCGCCGGUACUUUGAGGACCCCGUCGAGAGCGAGGAGUCCGACGUGGACGAAGACGAUCUCAUACUAGACCACGCGCCCAACUGGGCCAACGGGCUCGAGGCCGAUCAGCGCCAGGGUUUGCGCGCGCGCGGUGCUGCUGCCGCUUCUUUUUCAGGUGAAAAGAAGAAGAAGGAGAAGGCGCCCAAGGUGGGACUGGAUCCUACUGAGGAAUGCAAGUUGGUGUUGGUUGUGAGGACGGAUUUGGGUAUGACCAAGGGUAAAAUCGCAGCCCAAUGCUCCCACGCCACCCUCGCCUGCUACAAGCGCCUCUUCUCCGCCGCCCAACUCGAGCCAAUGUCGCUGUCCGCCCGCCUGCUCCGCCAGUGGGAGCGCAACGGCCAGGCCAAGAUCGCCGUGCAGACCAAGUCCGAGGAUGAGAUGCUGGAGCUGAUGGCCAAGGCGCGCAGCUUGGGCGUCACUGCUGAGGUGAUUCAGGAUGCUGGCCGUACGCAGAUUGCCUCUGGGUCUAGGACUGUGUUGGGCAUUGGCCCCGCGCCUAAGAGCUUGGUUGAUCAGAUUACUGGUCAUUUGAAGUUGUUGUAAAGGGGAAGGCAGAAGCGGGGAGAGGAGCGUUAUGUUGAGGUUGGCACGAAGCUUUGAUGGAAAGAGAAGGACGAGAAGCACAAAAAUGGCGUAAGGGGGGACGGUACACAGCAUCAUUGGGCUUCGAGAGCGUUUAUGGUCACGCGAAGACUAUGAUGCAUUUAUGGCGCAGGUUUUUGAUCUUUAUUCUUGAAUAAAUUACC